Aspergillus novofumigatus IBT 16806 is the source of this 1227-nucleotide messenger RNA. Its product is annotated as NAD(P)-dependent oxidoreductase. The coding region runs from base 1 to 1227 and encodes 408 amino acids. Gene Ontology annotation, molecular function: NAD binding; oxidoreductase activity; NADP binding. The transcript has 5 exons. NCBI's taxonomy places the organism in Eukaryota, Fungi, Ascomycota, Eurotiomycetes, Eurotiales, Aspergillaceae. The record is from RefSeq and is a predicted model, not a curated record.
AUGUCCAAACCCACGAUCGGCUUCGUCGGCCUAGGAGCCAUGGGCUUCGGCAUGGCCACCAACCUCCGAUUCCAGUCUCAGGGAGGAAUUCCGGCCUCAUCACUUCGGGAGUCGGCAGAGGGCAAGGACUUUUACAUUUGCAUGGUCGCGUCGGCGCCGCAGGCCCAGUCUGUUCUUUUUGGAGAUGACGGCGUUGUACAGUACCUCCCAAAGAAUGCUACUCUUCUCCUCUGCUCCACAGUCCCCGCUUCCUAUGCGCAGUCCGUAGCGGCAGAGCUGCAGUCCCGCGGCCGAGCGGAUAUCCGCUUCAUCGAUUGCCCUGUUUCUGGAGGUGCCAAGCGCGCCGCUGACGGAACCUUGUCCAUCAUGGCUGGUGCGUCGGAGGAGGCGCUGAACAGCGGUCGUGAGAUUCUGCAGGUGAUGUCUGAUACGAACAAGCUGUACCUUGUCCCCGGCGGCGUCGGGCCGGUGCUGGCGGGGAUCCAUAUCCUGGGCGCCAGUGAGGCGAUGGGGUUUGCGGCGCAGUUGGGGCUCGAUGCGAAGACGACCGCUGAGAAGAUCAUUGGUUCGGAGGCCUGGACGUGGAUGCAUGAGAACCGGCUACAGCGCAUGGUGGAGGAGGACUGGAAUCCCGGUGCCAGUGCGCUGACGAUUAUUCUCAAGGAUGUGGGUAUUAUCACGACUUCUGCCCGCCAGCACCACUUCCCCACGCCUCUCUGCUCGACUGCCGAACAAGUCUACCUCUCGGCGCUGCUGCAGGGCUACGGCCCCAAAGACGACUCCGCCAUGGUCCGCCAGUACUAUCCGAAACCCCUCGCCGAGGUGACCUGCACCGCGGAGGAUCCCUCCGCUGCCCUCCAGCUCGUCCUCGAUCUGAUGCUGGGAGUCAACCUCGUGGCAGCCGCAGAAGCUAUUGCGUUUGCGCGGUAUCUAAACGUUGAUCUCGCCAUGUUCCACCGACUAGUCAGCGACGCGGCCGGCGCAAGCAAAGUGUUUAUCGACAAGGGAUUGGAGAUGAUCGAGGGAAGAAUUGGCGACAAUGCGCCGGAAGGGUCGCAGACGCUCGAUGAAGCCGUAGCACAGAUGGAGAAGGUGGUGCAGAAGGCGAGGGAUCUGCAUUGCCCGCUGCAUCUGGGGAAUGCGGCGCUGGAGAAGUUGCUGGUGGCAAGGAGACACGGACUCGGAGGGGAAGCGAGCACCAGCGUGAUCAAGAUGUUUGGCCAGUAA